Molecule: messenger RNA, 414 nt
Organism: Symbiodinium sp. CCMP2456
Lineage: Eukaryota; Dinophyceae; Suessiales; Symbiodiniaceae
Source: the annotation of a GenBank genome assembly
AUGCCUUCAGCACAUGGUUUCUCCCUGAGCGACUUCCAGUCGGACUUCCUGGGGCCUUAUGUCAAGACUUGCCAGCGCUCGCCUUUGAACAGCUUCUUUGGUGAGACCGUGCCAUCAGACCUAACCACCUUCAAGGCGGUCUGGGAGCCCAUGCGACGAACUCCAACAUCCUUUGAUGUUCAGGGAUUCUUGACAUCACCGAAGGGCAUGGCGUGCUCAGCCAAGCUCGCCGCGUCCAUAACCAAGGAAAAUACUUCAGGAGAUAAUAAUGAGAAGAUUCUUGCCGCAGUGGAAAAAAUCGCCACGGACGUUGGCCCGGACUGUGCGCUAGCCCUGCAACAGAUGGAGGGAACUCCCGCCGAAGCCGUGGCAAAGAUUCAAGCAGGAUUGGCGCAAUCCCUUCCGAAAAUGUGA